AUGCCACCUAAAAAGAAAGAAGAAGCUAAACCGAAACCACUUAUUGGUCGAAUUGGUACUAAUCUUAAAAUGGGUAUUGUUGGUUUACCUAACGCUGGAAAAUCAACUUUUUUUAAUAUCCUUACUAAAUCAAGUGUACCUGCUGAAAAUUUUCCUUUUUGUACGAUCAAUCCAAAUGAAAGUCGAGUACCUGUACCUGAUCAACGAUUUGACUUUUUAUGUCAACAUUAUGAACCAUUAAGUAAACAACCAGCGUUUCUGAAUGUUGUCGAUAUUGCUGGCCUCGUUAAAGGUGCAAGUGAAGGACAAGGUCUUGGAAAUGCUUUUCUUUCACAUAUUAAAGCAUGUGAUGGUAUAUUUCAUAUGGUUCGAAUUUUUGAUGAAGUUGAUAUCGCUCAUGUUGAAGGAAAUGUUGAUCCUAUUCGUGACAUUGAAAUAAUUCAUGAUGAAUUAAGAUUAAAAGAUCUUGAAAUGUGUAAAAAAACAGGUGAAGAUUUAGAGAAAAAAGUUGUACGAGGAAAUGAUAAAUCAUUAAAAGCUGAUUAUGAAACUAUAAAUAAAGUUUUACAUAUAUUAAAUGAAGACAAAGGUAAUGUUCGUUUUCAUGAUUGGAAUGAAAAAGAAAUUGAAGUAUUAAAUAAACAUUUAUUUAAUACAUCAAAACCAAUGGUUUAUCUAUUGAAUAUGUCGGAAGAAGAUUAUAUCAAGAAAAAAAAUAAAUGGUUAGGAAAAGUUAAAC
Adineta steineri is the source of this 739-nucleotide messenger RNA. The record is from the annotation of a GenBank genome assembly. Lineage: Eukaryota; Metazoa; Rotifera; Eurotatoria; Adinetida; Adinetidae.